GGGCCAAGAAAGCCUAGGUUGGAGUAUCUUUUUGUGCUAAUAACUGCAGUGCUGGGGAAGCUUCACUCCAUGUUUCCUUUCUCGAGACAAGGCGUCAUGUUUGGCACACAUAGGUAAGCCAUCAUCUUAUCAUGUCCAAAAUUUCCGCAGUUGAAAGAAACCUCCAGCACUAGCUUGUUCCAAGAAGUCUUCUUCUUCCCCCACAACCAAAAGGCGGCCAUCGUCGUCAUCAUCGCUCCCAGCACUGAGCAUCGAGGCCGCAGUGGUGCAAGAGAAGUGCGUAUCGCCCAAGACUUGGACCGUUUCAAAGUAGCGCAAGCUGCCAUGGCCAUCUUCUUCCUCGGCUCCUUUUGCGCCCGUGGUGCCAGGAGAGAAUUUCUUUUUCGAGCUGUUUUCUGGGAGGGUUCCUUGCAAGGUUGCUUCCGGCGAAGAGGCAUAAAAAGACAUGGAAGUCGAAGGAAAAAAGGCGGAGGAAAGAAGAAGUUCAAGGGUUUGGAACAGUUCAACACGGUUUUCUCCGUUCAGAGAAGACAGACAGACAGACGGUCUGAGGGAUCACGGAUGGACGGAUGCAUGGAAAAGGAUAUUCAUCUCCUUUUGGAAUUUGGUGUGGAAAGUCACGGCUAGUGGACGACUCUCUUGGUGAAUUCUGUUGGGCCUUUUACCGUUUCAAUGCAGAGGGACGACGUCGGUGUCAGUGGAGCCUUGCCUGCGACCGAGGCGAUGCUCACUUUGCCUGCUGGGAUGUGGAUCAUCUGGAUCCCUGAUUUGAACGCAUGGAUUGGAUUUCUCUAAUCAGAGUAGCACCACGGGUAUGAAAUCCUGCCGUUUUCAGACGGGACGAAAUAUUUGUCAGGGGAUUUUCAUACUGGCCUGGCUAGAGAUCAAGAUAAUCAGGUCAAACAUUUGUGUUCAACAAUUUUUUUUUUUGUGUGCCCUGAGCGCAUCCAUAUUUAUUACUAGUAUUUUGUAAAGUAUGUGUGUGUGGCUGCGAAAGGGUUGACCGGGGGUCAAGGGUGAGUGGCUUCUUUCGUUUAAACUAAAGUAUGUGUGCUUUGCAGUCGCAGGUCGGAGAUUAUUCUGCUCCUCA
This is a messenger RNA of Hordeum vulgare subsp. vulgare (domesticated barley), 1090 nucleotides long. RefSeq lists its product as uncharacterized. Lineage: Eukaryota; Viridiplantae; Streptophyta; Magnoliopsida; Poales; Poaceae. The record is from RefSeq and is a predicted model, not a curated record. The coding region runs from base 325 to 627 and encodes 100 amino acids. The transcript has 3 exons.